Messenger RNA from Sclerotinia sclerotiorum 1980 UF-70, 3132 nucleotides. RefSeq lists its product with no specific name. The transcript is spliced from 2 exons. The record is from RefSeq and is a predicted model, not a curated record. NCBI's taxonomy places the organism in Eukaryota, Fungi, Ascomycota, Leotiomycetes, Helotiales, Sclerotiniaceae. The coding region runs from base 1 to 3132 and encodes 1043 amino acids.
AUGGGGCAAACACAUGAAUUGGGAACGCGUUUAUGCCAUGUACCUCUUACUUCCGCUCUAGAUGCAUCAAUCUUUGUCCCAUUCCCAGGACUCCCUACUACCCCUCUCCCCACUGAACGUGAUGCCCUUCUCAAGAUUUUGAGGCGUCAUCACCAUAGAGUUCGUGCAAAUAUCGUCAAAGCUUACGUGAUUGAAAAGGAGAACUUGCUUGAAAAAUUCAAAGAUGAUAUCGCGAAGCAGAAGAGUGCUAUUGAGGGUAGUAGGAAUGGAAUCACUUCCCGUCCCACUGACGGAGAACGCGCAGCUUCUAUCCAAGAAGAUGCGUGGAAAAGAAGGAAUGAAAAGGAGCUUGAAGAUCUUCGCUGGUUGAGAGGUCCGAAAUGGUUGUUACUUUUGCAAGCGGAGGAUAGAAAGAAUGGAGUUUUGUCGGUUCCCAGGGAGGAAUUGAAUAGGAGAAAGGAGAGGUUAGUGGAGGAAAUGAAGGGACACGAGAGUGAAGAGUAUGAGUGGGAUUUCGAGAGCUCUUGUGACCCGGAGCCCGGCAGCAAUAGACAGGGUGGGAAGGAUCAUGAAGGAGAUUUGGUGAUGGGGGGAAUGAAUUCGUCAAAUGCAUCACCGACUGAACUUUUUACAUCGGCUAAUACCAUUACACCUUUUGAGAUCGAAGAAAGGCUCAAUAAGGAUCUGCAGAGAUUGCUUGAAGAUGCGAUUAGUAAGGUGAAGGAGUAUGAUAACCAUGUAAAGCCUUUCGUGACGAGAUUCGAAGAAUCGUUGGACAAAGGGAUCCUCGAUGGCAAUGGAACGGACAAGGUUGGAGGUAUCUUGAAGAAUGCGCGACUGAAAUUAAUUGUACCAAGCCCAUCUGAACCUGUUGCAGGGAUAUUGAAAAGGAAGUCUGUUUCAAUGCAAAGUCCCCGGGAUACGCCAGUUGGUAUUCUGAAAAAAUCAACUUCGAUACAAAGUCCUUUGGAGAUACGUGGUGGCACUUCAAAGAAGUCAGUCACAAUUCAGACUCCAUCCGAGAACAGCGCCAGGCCUUUAAAGAAGACACUAUCAAUUCAAAUUCCACCCAACGCCGAAAAGGGUUCUCCGGACAGAUCGCUGGUACAAAGUCCGCAGGAGUAUACUGGCAGCGCUCUAAAGAAGGUCCGUCUUGACGACCCAUUCUGGAACCCCACGAGUCGAAGCCCGCACACGAAUCCUUCAAACUCUUUGCAACAGAUCUCUUUUCCAAUGAAUCCACCGACAGGUCCAGAAAGUCCUGGUGCUUCAAGGCGUCCUUCAGAUCCUUUGGAUCUGCCGCAGAAUCCUACUACGCCAGGCGCUCCCGAAGAUUCCAAUAAAUUCACACCCCGCCCCCAUCACUUGAGUCCGGUACAUAGUCCACCUUCGUCGUCACGGUCCUCCAAUUCGUCCACUAUGCGAGGUGGCGGACAUUCGCCAAUCUUUUCUACAGCUCCUACAGAUCAGAAGAGCAUCGAUGCUUUAGUUGGCAGAACCUUCAUAUCGUCAACUACCUGGUAUCCUCAAAGUGGCAAUCAUUAUAAUUUGGAUAUAAUGACGGGCGACGAAAUCGAAGUUUCUAGCCAUGUAAUGGGAACCGGGUAUAACGCAUUCAAUUUGACUUCACAUAAGGCAGGACAAAUCAACGUCAAAUACUUUUUACAGGAUAUCGAGCACAGCAAAUUAAUUGGUAAAACUUUCAUAUCAUCAAGCACUUACGCUCCGAGAUAUUCCAACCAGUUUUACGAUUUAGUGAUAAAUCGUGGCGAUGAUGUCACGAUCAUAAGGUUCCACUCCGGCAGCGCAUAUAUAGGUUUCAAUACGACAUUACAGAAGACAGGUAAUUUUAACGUGAACUUUUAUGCGAAGGAUAUUGAAGAUAGCACCCACAUCGAGAAAACUAGCAAGUUGUCCAGUUCUAAAGGCAUCUCCAAGGAUAGCAAUACUUCAUACAUUGGCAAAACCUUCAUUGCAACAGACACCUCGGGUCCGAAGAAUGCCAGAGAUGUGACUACCCUUAAGAUAAGAAUUGGCGAUGAGAUUAAAAUUACCAAGUACGCUUCUGGAGUGAACUAUGUAGGGUUCAACGAGAGAUCAGGAAAGACAGGCCAAUUUGACAUGGAUCGUUUCUGUAAAGAUGUCGAGCGUUCUAUCAAAGAAACUGUUGGCAAUGAGCUUACAGUAGCGAAAUCUCAACUUCCUAGGGAUCAUUUAGGUGUUACUACUCAUGGAGCCAAGGGCUAUGCUAAAGACGAAUCUGGAGAUGACCGCCAAAAAGACCUCGCCGUACAUGUUGGGAAAACCUUCAAAUCAACACAUAACUGGGUUCCAAGACACCGUGAUAAGACUGAUGAUUUGGAGAUCAGAUAUGGGGACUAUAUUGAAAUCGUCAGUCAUAACUCGGGUACCAUGUAUGAAGGAUAUAACCUCAGAACACAAAGGGUGGGACAAUUCAAUAUUUCUUACUUUUAUGUAGAUAUUGAUCCGCUCGAUAAUAUUGGAAAGAUCUUCACAGCCACAAGCAGUCAAAAUACCUCGGAUUUGACUGCUCUCACGAUUAAUAUUGGUGAUGCCAUCGAAAUAAUGGAGUUUGUUGGGAAUGGUGUUUACACCGGACAUAAUUUGAAAACUGGACAAACUGCUGGAGAUUUCUACAUUGAUCAAUAUCGGGAUGACAUCGAACGUGGCCAUCUUGUAGAUGGAAAUUGGGACGAUCUCGAGCCUCUUGAUUGUAUUGACAAAAUCUUCACGGCAACAAGCGCUCAGAGCCCUCGAGGUUCUUCAGAUAACACGCUAUCAAUCUCCAUUGGCGACGAGAUUAAAGUCACAAAGUUCGUCUCAGGAUCAACAUUCCGUUGCUCCAACAUAACGACUGGCGAAUCCGGACACGUUAAAUUGGUGUAUUUCCGAAAGGAUAUCGAGGCUGCUAGCAAGCCUUCAGAACAUACCGAGGCAGCUGACAGAUUUUUAAAUGACAUAUCUUCGAAUAUGGAUCUUGAUCCUAUUAGCAGAUCUUCAGAGCCCACUACUGUUAAUAAUGAUAAACAAUCUGGUAAAUUCAGCUUUUCAAUCAAGGGGGCUGGACAGAAAUCUUUGAAGGGACAGGCAGGUGUUGGGAGAUUGUUCUAA